This is a messenger RNA of Strongylocentrotus purpuratus (purple sea urchin), 339 nucleotides long. RefSeq lists its product as uncharacterized. Bases 1 to 339 code for a protein of 112 amino acids. The record is from RefSeq and is a predicted model, not a curated record. The transcript has 2 exons. Lineage: Eukaryota; Metazoa; Echinodermata; Echinoidea; Camarodonta; Strongylocentrotidae.
AUGGCCAACAAUCUAGCUAUCGCAAAUACCAUGUUCAAGCAGAAGAAGGCAGGAUGCAGACCAGGCAGGGCUACGACGGACCAAAUAUUCACCCUCAGACAAAUAUCUGAAAAAUACCUGGAAAAGAAUAGAAGCCUGUACUGCUGCUAUAUCGACUUUCAGAAGACUUUUGAUUCGGUAUGGCAGAAGGGUCUGUGGAAGGCGAUGGGAUGUUUUGGCUAUCCUAGCAAGCUGAUACGACUGCUACAAGCACUGUACGAACAAUCCCGGAGUGCGGUCAGAGUAAAUGGAGAGCUGACAGAGUGGUUCAAGACAACCGUUGGAGUCAGGCAGGGGUGA